UUGUUACAUAGAGCGGUGCGGUGCCGCUAGUGCAGCCCUGCCCUCUCUUACUCUCCUCUGUCACUUUCUUUUUCAUCUAUCACUGUGUGCGGUCGUAUCUCCGACCACUUUAUCCUCUUUAUCCACAAAAAUCACAAAAACACACAAAUCUUUCAAAAACAAAAACACAAACACAAGGUUUCCUACGUUUUGUUCGCUAGUUUUAGAAAAAAUUUACAGAAAAAAAAAAGGUGUGGAGGGCAGAGAUAUAUAGGUGAAUUAACGAGAUGGCCCAGGUGCAAGUGCAGUCUCAGCCUCCGGUUUCAAACGGCGCCGUCACCAACGGAGUGGGCCAGUUCGUGUCCACGUCUUUGUACGUCGGAGAUCUUGACCAGAACGUGACCGACUCGCAGCUCUACGACUUUUUCAGCCAAAUGGGCCAGGUGAUCUCGGUCCGGGUCUGCAGGGACCUGAGCACCCGGCGGUCACUGGGCUACGGUUAUGUCAAUUACAGCAACACCCAAGAAGCGGCACGGGCAUUGGAUGCUUUGAAUUUUACUCCUCUCAAUGGCAAGCCGAUUAGAAUUAUGUAUUCUUAUCGAGACCCUAGCAUUCGCAAAAGUGGGACAGGGAACAUAUUUAUUAAGAAUUUGGACAAGGCCAUUGACAACAAAGCACUGCAUGAGACAUUUUCAUCAUUCGGGAAUAUCUUAUCUUGCAAGAUAGCUACUGAUCAGUCGGCUCAGUCUAAAGGAUAUGGUUUUGUGCAAUUUGAUAAUGAGGAGUCUGCUAAAAAUGCGAUCGAAAAGCUGAACGGCAUGCUUUUGAAUGACAAACAAGUUUUUGUUGGACCCUUUCUUCGUAAGCACGAGAGAGAUUCUGCUACAGAUAAAAGCAAAUUCAACAAUGUGUAUGUAAAAAAUUUGUCAGAAUCAACCUCUGAUGAUGAUCUGAAGAAAUCUUUUGGUGAAUAUGGAACUAUUACCAGCGCUGUAGUUAUGAGAGAUGCAGAUGGAAAAUCUAAAUGUUUUGGAUUUGUCAACUUCGAGAACUCAGAUGAUGCUGCUCGAUCUGUUGAAGCUCUCAAUGGGAAGAAGUUUGAAGAUAAGGAGUGGUAUGUUGGGAAAGCCCAGAAAAAAUAUGAAAGAGAGCUUGAAUUGAAAGGGGGAGUAGAGCAAAAUUUGAAGGAGAAGGUUGACAAAUAUGAAGGACUGAAUUUAUAUGUUAAAAACCUGGAUGAUAGCCUCACUGAUGAUAAGCUAAGGGAAUUGUUCUCAGAAUUUGGUACAAUUACUUCAUGCAAGGUUAUGUGUGAUCCUAAUGGUAUGAGUAGAGGAUCGGGAUUUGUUGCCUUCUCAACUGCUGAAGAAGCAUCUCGAGCUCUCCUGGAGAUGAAUGGUAAAAUGGUUGUUAGCAAACCAUUGUAUGUUGCCCUUGCCCAACGUAAAGAAGAUAGAAAAGCAAAGUUGCAGGCACAGUUUUCACAAAUUCGUCCUGCUGCAGUGACACUUCCUGUUGCCCCUCGUAUGCCCUUGUAUCAGCCAGGUGCUCCUGGUCUUGGACAGCAACUAUUCUAUGGUCAAGGCCCUCCAGCUAUUAUACCUCCCCAACCUGGAUUUGGGUAUCAGCAGCAAUUAGUCCCUGGGAUGAGGCCAAACUUUUUUGUCCCGAUGGUCCAACCAGGUCAGCAGAACCAGCGUCCAGGCGGCAGGCGAUCAGGAGGAGGGAUGGGACAACAGAACCAGCAAGCACUCCCGCUAAUGCAGCCACAGAUGCUUCCUAGGGGACGUGCCUAUCGUUACCCUCCUGGUCGUAACAUGCCUGAUGUUUCCAUGACUGGUGUUCCUGGGGGUAUGCUCUCUAUUCCGUAUGACAUGGGUGGAAUGGCAUUUAGAGACGGUACAUUUUCACAAUCCAUGGGAACUGGUGCUUUGGCUACUGCACUUGCUAAUUCACUACCUGAUCAGCAGAGGACAUUGCUGGGUGAAAAUUUAUACCCACUUGUGGACCAGUUGGAGCAUGAAAAUGCAGCAAAGGUGACAGGCAUGCUCCUGGAGAUGGACCAGACUGAGGUUUUGCAUUUACUGGAAUCACCAGAGGCCUUAAAAGUGAAGGUUUCAGAGGCCAUGGAGGUUUUAAGGAAUGUCAAUCAGCAGCAGCAGCAGCAGCAGCAGCAGCAAGGCAAUACUCCGAAUGAUCAGAUGGCCGCACUGUCUCUUAGUGACAGCCUUGUUUCUUGAGUUUUGUAGGUGGGGUCUGGCCAUGAGUUAGCACUAUACUUUUUAAGCACUUGAUUUAAAAUUAAGCUGUUUUUUCUGUCUUUGAUUCUGUUAAAUACCGAGUUUUUUUUUUUUUUUUUUUUUUUUUAAAGAAUAAGACAGUUUGUUUUUAACUGAUGUUGAACCUACUGGUAUCGUGGCAUUAAAUGGUUUCCCGGGCACCUAUUAUAUUAUGAGUUUUGUAAUCAUUUUGCA
Messenger RNA from Alnus glutinosa, 2453 nucleotides. RefSeq names its product polyadenylate-binding protein 4. The record is from RefSeq and is a predicted model, not a curated record. Lineage: Eukaryota; Viridiplantae; Streptophyta; Magnoliopsida; Fagales; Betulaceae. Gene Ontology annotation, cellular component: ribonucleoprotein complex; nucleus; cytosol. Bases 267 to 2219 code for a protein of 650 amino acids. The transcript has 9 exons. Gene Ontology annotation, molecular function: poly(U) RNA binding; poly(A) binding; mRNA 3'-UTR binding.